AUGGAGGUGGAGUUGGAGCCCAGGGUAAAACCUUUGGCAUUCAAAGUGAAGAGCAUUUCACGAGAAUCACCGACCCAGAAGGCCACACAUGUCUUGGAUGCUGACCUUCGAAACCAUUGGUCCACCGGCACCAACACUAAAGAGUGGAUCCUUCUUGAACUUGAUGAACCUUGUCUGCUUUCACAUGUUCGAAUAUAUAAUAAAUCUGUGUUGGAAUGGGAAGUUUCAGUGGGCUUGCGAUACAAGCCAGAAACAUUUCUAAAAGUUCGGCCCCGAUGUGAAGCACCUCGACGGGACAUUCUGUACCCAAUGAAUUACAGUCCCUGUCGCUACGUUCGUAUUUCUUGUCUGCGUGGGAACCCCAUUGCUAUUUUCUUUAUUCAGUUGAUUGGGAUAUCAGUAACGGGUCUUGAACCAGAGUUUCAGCCAGUUGUGAACUACUUGGUCCCACAUAUUAUGUCACACAAACAAGAAGGUUAUGAUAUGCAUCUUCAGUUACUCCAAGACAUGACGAACCGAUUGGUGACAUUCCUUCCCCAGCUAGAGACAGAUCUUAAUAACUUUGCAGAGGCUCCUGAACCAACUCUACGUUUCCUUGCUAUGCUUGCUGGCCCAUUUUAUCAAAUUCUUCGCAUUGUCAAUGAAAGGGAAGUAGUGAAAGUGGCAGGCAGUCUCUCCGACUCCGAAGCUUCAAAGAAUAGUAAUUUGUCUAUGGCCUUCACAGUUUCCUCCAACUUUGAGCCAAGGAAGCAGCGUAGCGCAUCAAUGUCAAGCUCGUCCUCAUCCAGUUUCUUGGUUUUUCGGCCUGAUAUAAUUUUGACAUUGCUUAGGAUGGCUUAUAAAGAUCCCAUUUUGGGGAAAGUUUGUAAGAUGGUGUCUAGGAUAUUGUUGGUGUUGACCGAUGGUGUAGAGCAUGAACCUACUAUGUCUCAUGUAACAUCUGAUGAGGCAUCAAAAUCGGAGCCUUGUAGUAGCCACUCUUUGUUUGAUUACUCAAUGUUGUUUGGAGAAGAUUUUCUGACUCCAGAUAUUCAUUUGGAGACAAACUAUAUGAAUAUCUUGGACAUUGGAUUGGUGGAAGAGGGACUUCUGCAUCUGCUCUAUGCUUGUGCUUCCCAGCCUGUCCUCUGUAAUAAAUUGGCAGAUAAUGUUUCUGAUUUCUGGCUGGCACUACCAUUAGUACAAGCUUUGCUUCCAGCACUUCGCCCUUAUAUAAGUAGCUCAGAUCAGAUAGAUGAUAGCUUCUCUCAGUGGAAACAACCCUUCAUACAACAUGCCCUGUACCAGAUUGUGGCAACAUCAUCUUCAUCAGUCUAUCGUCCUCUUCUUCGUGCUUUCGCCGGUUACUUGGCAUCUUUCUCUAAUUCACAUGCUAAGGCGGCAACUGUGCUUAUCGAUCUGUGCUGUAGUGUGCUAGCCCCAUGGAUGGCUCUAAUAGUUGCGAAGGUGGACUUAGCCGUGGAGCUAGUUGAAGAUCUUUUUGGAGAAAUACAGGGUGCUCGUGUUUCAUUUGCCCGUGCACGUGCUGCCCUCAAAUAUAUAGUGUUGGCGUUAUCUGGAAGAAUGGACGAUGUAAUGACCAAAUUCAAGGAUGCCAAGCAUCAAGUUCUUUUUCUAGUCGAGAUGCUGGAACCUUCCUUGGAUCCAGCAAUGACACCAGUGAAGAGUGUGAUAUCAUUCGGGAAUGUUUCUUCAAUGUUCCUUGAAAAGCAGGAGCUUAAUUGUGCAAUUGCCUUAGAUGUUAUUCGGGCUGCUGUUAACAAACCUGCUGUGCUUCCGUCACUGGAAGCUGAAUGGCGGCGAGGAUCUGUUGCUCCUAGUGUACUGCUUUCUGUAUUGGAUCCUCAGAUUCAGCUACCAUUAGAUAUUGACCAGCGGAAAUAUCCUGUUGGUGAACUGCAAGAGUCACAAAAAGUCAUCAUGUCAUCUUCUUCGCGAAUUGGAGGAACCUUCUCCAAGUCAACCACCCCAGAUGAUACUGACGGGAAGAUGGAUAUUGUUGAUUUGACAGGAAAGAUGGAUGUUUCUGAGGAUUCGAGUUUUCUUUUUGCCCCUUCAGAAUUAACUAAAUUUUCUCUUACUACCGUAUCAAGCUGUUUUGAAGGGAAAAAAUCAGAUUCUGACUCUGGCAAUAGGGAGCAGAUUAAUGUCAAAAUACAAUCUGCUGAUUUUGGUACAUCAAAUAACACACUAGCAGCAGAAUUCUCAGACUUGCAAGCUGACUAUUUGCAGCUUAUGAACCAUGGAGAUUCUGAGCUUAGGGCUUCAGAAUUUAGACGUUUUGCAAUUGACUUGCUGUCUCAGAGCCCUCUUACUCCUGAAGCUCAUAGUGCUGGUAUUGAUGCUUUGCUCCUGGGUGCUGAGUGUUUUGUUAAUCCUUACUUUAUGAUGCCCUUCUGGGGCACUUCUCUGCCGAUGAACAAAGAGUCUGCUAUCGGAAGCUCUGUAAACUACACUAUAACUGAUGUUAGAGGGAUUCUUGAAAAGAAAGAUAGUGAGUUAAAAGUAUUAGAGGAUCUUGAAAGAAAAAGAGAUAGAGCUGUUAUUGAUCUUCUACUUGAGGCAGCAGAGUUGGAUAGGAAGUUCCGCGAAACAGAGUUAGAUCCGGAGCUGGCUGGCUCAUAUACGGAAGUAAAUGAGGAAGUAGGGAAUUUAUCAAAAGAUGAGAUUAUAUCUGCAGAUGCUAUCACCUUAGUUCGGCAUAAUCAGGCACGUCUGUGCAAAUUUCUAGUCCAACGAUUGCAGAGUGAAGAGCAUCCUAUGCAUGAAAUUCUCAUUCAGAGUCUUUUGUUUUUGUUGCACUCGGCAACUAACUUAGACUGUCCUCCUGAGAAUAUAGUUGAUAUAAUACUAAGGUAUGCUGAUACGUUUAAUGCACUACUGAAAUCACUGUACUUUCAGUUCAAAGAAGGAAAUUUACAGUUAAGCCACUGUAAGUUACACGGGAUACAGCGUCGUUGGCUACUUCUUCAGAAAUUGAUAGUUGCUUCAAGUGGCAUUGAUGAGGAGGCUAAUGUCUCUGUAAAUUUUCACAAUGGUUUCCGGUUUGCAAAUCUUGUUCCACCUUCGGCUUGGCUGAAAAGAAUUUCUGCGUUCUCUUCUUCUACUUCUCCUCUCGUUAGGUAUCUUGGUUGGAUGGCAGUGUCCCGUAACGCCAAGCAGUACAUAAAGGAGCACCUUUUUCUUGCUUCAGAUCUUUCACAGUUGACGAGUUUGUUAUCAUUUUUUUCCGACGAGCUUGCUAUGAUAGGCCACAAUGUAGACCAGAAAGCCGAGUCUAAGACUGGAGAAUUAAAGGACCGUGUUAGCAACGAGUUACCUUCGGCAUCUUCCUGCCAUUAUGUAAAUCAGUCUUUCCAUGCUUUACACCCUGAGAUUAGCCAAUUUUUUCCCAAUUUGAAGAAAGAGUUUGAAGCUUUUGGGGAGUCGAUUCUGGAAGCUGUUGGAUUACAAUUGAGAUCUCUUUCAUCUGUUGUAGUGCCAGAUCUGAUGUGUUGGUUUUCUGAUUUAUGUUCAUGGCCAUUUAUUGGAAAAGAGAAAGAUUUACUCUACUCUCAAAAGAAUCCCGAUCACUUAAAGGGCUUUGUGGCAAAGAAUGCGAAGGCUGUAAUCUUAUUUGUGCUGGAAUCCAUUUUGUCUGAGCACAUGGAAGCAAUAGUUCCAGAAUUACCAAGGAUGUUGCAAGCGUUGACAUCUCUCUGUAGUAGCAGCUAUUGUGACGUGGCAUUUCUUGGUUCUAUAUUGAACUUGUUGAAGCCGGUCAUCUCCCAUUCUCUACAUAAUGUUUCUAAAGAGGAAAACUUAUUGAGUGAUUCAUGUCUGAAUCUUGAAUCUUUAUGCUUUCAUGAGCUUCUGCAUGGCAUUAAGCAGAGUGGGAAUGAUCUAGGACCGCUGGACAAAAGGCAUAAUAGGGCUCUGGCGAUUUUUGUUUUAGCUUCACUUUUUCCUGAUCUAUCCUUCCAGUAUAAAAUUGAAAUAUUACACUCCUCUCUCAUCUUUGCUGAUUUUGCAUCAUUUGAACUAAGGGCUUCUUUACACGACUAUCUAUAUGCGUAUCAGACUCUAAUGGAGAGCUGUAAAAAAGUUUUCAUUGGAACACUGAAAGUGUUUGGUGUCAUUCCGUUAAAGACAUACCCAUCAACAAUUGAUGAAUCUCUAUAUCACAGUUCUCAAUCAUACUCGGGGUUCCUUGAUGACGUUUUAAAUCUUUCUCCUUCAGUUGAGGUACCGUCGGAGCUUGAAAGCAAAGAUGUUGGCACUGUUCAGGUGAAUGGAAACGGUUUUCUAUCCAACAAUGCAGAUAUUAUGAAAUUUUCGGAGGUGUUUGACUGCCUUUUUCAUAAGCUUUCCCCAACAAUUGACCAAUGCUAUAAGAUACAUCACAAACUGGUAAAUAAGUUGGCACAGACUUCUUCAGAGUGUUAUGUGUACUCGAAAAACCUCUCAUCGCUUGCAGGAAAAGCUGUUACACAGUCAGGUUGUGAGAAAGAAACCAUCAUUCCUACUAGUUCUUUACGAUGGUCUGUGGAUGAUUGGAACAUCAGUCUUCAGGAAUUAGUAGAAGUGAUACUGGUACUUGAUGAAAAACGUUGCUGGAAUGUUGCAUCAGUGAUGCUUGAUUGUCUGCUUGGUGUUCCGCAAUGUUUUCAUUUGGGUACUGUGAUUGAUAAAAUAUGUCUUGCCAUAAAACAGUUCUCUUGCAGAGCACCACAUAUUGAAUGGCGACUGCAGACUGAUAAAUGGAUACCUUUAUUGUUUAAGAGAGCAAUCCAUUUCGACCCCAACAGUGAAUCUCCUCUGGUUGAUCUCUUCUGCUCCAUGCUUAAACAUCCUGAACCUGAACAGCGGUUUAUUGCCCUUAAGCAAUUGAGAAAACUUAUGGUUGAUGAUGUUGAUGGUGGGUUAGCUUCAUUAUCAUCGACGCCGAUCACAGGAGGAGCUUCAGAUCUAAAUGUGUCUUCUUCUGUACCGAUUUUGGCAACUUUAGUUUCCAUUACCUGGGAUCAGGUCGCCUGCAUGGCAUCCUUGGAUACAUCUCAUGUUCUAAGAACACAUGCUUUGGUGCUUCUAAUGAACUACAUACCAUUUGCUGAACGUAAAAAGUUGCAAUCGUUUCUUGCUGCUGCUGAUAUUUUUCUUCAAGGUUUAGCAAAUCUGGCACAGUCAGCAUGUGAAGGUCCCAUGGCCAAAUUUUCGCUGGCACUUAUUGCAAAUAUUUGUUUGCAUUGUCCCACUGAAGAUAUUUAUUUGAUACCAGAGAUUGUCUGGAAGAAUAUCGAAACUAUUGGAAAGCUUGAAAAUGGGAGAUGUCCAAUGGGCUUGGAGAGAAGGACUUGUGAAGCCUUAUGCAGAUUGCGAGCUGAUGAGGAUGAGGCAAAGCAGAUGCUGAGGGAAUUGCUCACUUCAACUACUUCAAAACAACCCGAUCCAAAUUUUGCGAGUACACGGGAGUCAAUUCGACAGGUCAUGGCCAAUUUUACAUCUGCCCAGUCAUACUUCGAUUUCUUCUCUAAGGAAAUCAACAAAAAUGAAUUGGAAUUCGAGGAGGCGGAAAUUGAAUUGGAACUUCUUCAGGAAGAAAACGCCAUAGCGGAACCAUUGAGCGGUGUUAAAGAUUUGCUUCGUCAUCCCUUUGUUGAUGUAGAAGCUAAGGAUGAUAACCGUCUGCAACAAAUCAAGGAUGGAAUUAGAUCCCUGGAGAAGACCAAACUAAAAAUGGAGAUAAUAGCUCGCCGGCAACAGAAGCUUCAGCUCAGGGGCGCUCGUCAGAAAGUCCUGGAAGAGGCUGCUAUACGAGAAGCUGAACUGUUACAAGAACUUGAUAGGUUUUGCCUUCUAUUGACUGAUCAUGGUAUUUUUUUCAGUGUUGGUCUCUAUAUCUUAGAUGCUGGAAACAUUAUCAGGGAGCGGACUUCUGAAGUGGAAAGGGAGAUUGAGAGACAAAGGUUACUGGAACUUGAGCGUGCAAAAACGCGGGAGCUGCAGCAUAGUCUUGAUAUGGAGAGAGAGAAACUCACUCAGAGAGAACUGCAGAGGGAGCUUGAGCAAGUGGAAUCCGGAGCUCGACCAUCUAGGCGAGAAUUUUCAUCCUCAAGUCAUAGUAGGCCACGGUACAGGGAGAGAGAAAAUGGAAGAGCUGGAAAUGAGGGCAGCUUGAGAGGAAUUACUGGCAGUGCUCAGACUGAGACAGCUGCCACAAGUCCAUCCAUGACAACUGUGCCAAAAGUUGUACUGUCAGGAGGAAGGCAAUUCUCAGGCCAAGUCCCCACCAUUCUUCAAUCACAAGAUAGAUCCGAUGAAACAGGCAGUGUUUAUGAGGAAAAUUUUGAUGGGACCAAGGACUCAGGUGACACUGGCAGUGCUGGGGAUCCAGAUUUGAUUUCAGCGCUUGAAGGACAAUCAGCUGGUUAUGGAUCCUCUUUGAGGCAUGGAUCCAGAGGAGGAAAAUCUAGGCAAAGUAUGGAGAGGAGAGAACGAGACAGUCGGCGCGAAGGAAAAUGGGAAAGAAAACAUUGA
Oldenlandia corymbosa var. corymbosa is the source of this 6516-nucleotide messenger RNA. NCBI's taxonomy places the organism in Eukaryota, Viridiplantae, Streptophyta, Magnoliopsida, Gentianales, Rubiaceae. The record is from the annotation of a GenBank genome assembly.